Papilio machaon (common yellow swallowtail) is the source of this 1258-nucleotide messenger RNA. Its product is annotated as lachesin. Lineage: Eukaryota; Metazoa; Arthropoda; Insecta; Lepidoptera; Papilionidae. The record is from RefSeq and is a predicted model, not a curated record. Bases 71 to 1258 code for a protein of 395 amino acids. The transcript is spliced from 9 exons. Gene Ontology annotation, cellular component: neuron projection.
UAAAAGACGUCCUCAUGAAUGGGUUUUAUUACUUGAUUGUCAUCGAUUGUUGAAAUUCAGCUGUGAACACAUGUUUGCACCGUCGACAAAGGCGGCCUGGUGGCUGGCGACAUUUUUAACUGUUUUUGUCACAGGUGAAAUGCCAAUCCAAGCUGAGGUGGAGCCAGAAUUCUUACAAGAGCUGGAGAACCACACAGUGACUCAAGGCCGCGACGUUCACUUCACCUGCGUCGUCAAUCACCUCUCCAAUUACAGGGUAGCGUGGAUUAAAUCAGAUUCGAAAGCGAUACUGGCGAUACACACGAACAUGGUGGCAUUGAACCCGCGCCUCUCUGUCACCUACAACAACCACAACACUUGGAAGUUGCAUGUCAGUAACGUGCAGGCGAACGAUUCCGGCACUUACAUGUGCCAAGUCAACACCGACCCUAUGAAAAGUCAGAUGGGUCACUUAUCCGUGGUGAUACCGCCGGAUAUUGUGGACACGGUGACAGAGGGUAGUUCAGCGCGUGAGGGCGGCAGUGUCAGGCUCACGUGCUCCGCCACAGGUGUACCCCCUCCGACAGUCUUGUGGAGGCGAGAGCAUAACCGACCCAUUGUAUUCAGGCAAGAAGGCGGCCGGGAGAAAAAAGUUGUUGAUAGCCACAAAGGCGAGAGUCUGGAGCUGUGGCACGUGCAGCGCGCAGACAUGGGCGCGUACUAUUGCAUAGCAAGCAAUGGCGUACCGCCCACCGUCAGCCGCCGAUAUCACGUGCAAGUGCAUUUCAUACCGCAAGUGAAAGUGACAAAUCAAUUGGUCGGAGCACCAAUUGGAAGUGACGUUGAGCUACAAUGUUAUAUUGAAGCUUCACCUAAAGCUAUGAACUCCUGGUAUCGCGAAGAUGCUUUAGUAAGUGACAAGUUGUUUGAGAAUCCGAAACUCCGUAUUGCGGAGACAAUAGUGAAUGAGUAUUCACAGUGGAUGAAUUUGACUAUCAAGUCACUCGCUCCAAAAGAUUAUGGAACGUACAUAUGUGCUUCUGUCAAUGCUUUAGGCAAGAUGGAGAGUCAAGUCAGCUUACAUAGAUUAGAAUUAAGUAUGAACGGGUUUGCGGAAGAGCCAAUGGUGUCCGGGGCGGCGAGACAGCGUGGCAACUUAGGCACUGCGCACGCGCAUCCCGCCACCUCGCACGCUCGACCGUACUCCUUCACGAGACAUCUUCCACCGCAGCUGUACGCUCUGUUAAUACCUACUUUACGAUAUCUUACAAACUUUUAG